AUGAGCCUGGACGAUGUGCGGCUGCAGUGGCUGCGGGACCGAGUGCUCGCCGUCCUGGGGCUGACCGGUCCGGCGCCUUUCGAGGAGCUGCUGAACCGCGGCGACGGCCAGGCGGCACGGACUGUGCUGCGCUUUUUCGACCGCGGCACCGAGGACGGGGACAAUGAGAGCGAGGCGGGCACGGCGCUGCUGCUGCUGCGGGCCGAGCGGCGCGGCGAGGAGGCAGUGGAUACAGGUGACACAGAUGAGUUUGCAGAUGAGCAGCAGGAGGAAGGCCCAGAUAACAUGUUUCCUGAGCAGUUGGCUGAAACAGCCUUCUCUGUGGCGUUGGAAGGAAGGAUGGCUCAGAAAAGCAAGACAUCCCCUCUGCAAUCUACAGACAAUGAAAGUGUGACAGGUCACUUAUCAACUCUCUCUAGUGAGUCUGAAUUGAGUAAACUGGAGCAAAGAUUUACAACUGACAGUAUGGAACACACAUCGCAGCUACAAGAACAGAAAGUUGACAAAGUGUGUUUCUACGUGGCUCUCGAUGAAAUUCCUGAAGAAUUUGUGACAGGAUUUACUGUAUAUUUUCUGAGAGAUACCAAAGAAAGAGUUACUGAACCUAAUGACCUGACUGAAGCUAUUGAGGUUCUUCCUAAAGUGAUAAAGUUUGGUGUACUGACUGGUGAUACUCUUUUGAUGCUAAAGAAUGCCAUCUCACAGGUGUUUUCACCAGCUCUCUCCCAUAGUCAGCAGCAGACUGAGGAAACUUCCCUUCAUCCAGAUAGUGAAAACACAGAUUCUGAAAAAAGGAAUUUACCUGAGACUGAGCUUGCAGAAAAGAAAGAACAGCCUGUGGAAUACUGUAAUAUUCACAUGAGGAAUAAGAGUCAAAUGAACAGGCAAAAAUUCUUAAGUGUUACUCAGCAGACUAUACAACAAACUGAAGGAGAUACUAAACUGGAGAUGCCAACUAUAAAUCUAGAUGGAGAAGUGACUGUUCUUGCCACAGUUCCAGAAGUGGUUGAAGCUCUGGAAAGUUGUGCAAUGACCUGGCAGAAAUUAAUAUCCACAGCUCUAGAGGAACAACUGAAAAAGGUUCCACAGGGUAAUGGUCCACUUGCAGAAGUUGACCUCUGGCGUGAAAGAAAUAGUACUUUAAGUGCUCUUACUGAACAGAUAAAGCUUCCAGAAGUGCAAAAAGUCUUGGAAAUAUUACAGGAAGCUGAAUCUGAGCAUAGUGGAGAUUUACAGAUAGUCUUAAGUGACCUCAGAAAACAUCAUGUGGAAGCUCUAGAUAAUGUCAAGUUUCUUUCAACUCUCGAACGCCAUUUAAAGAAUUUAACAUACGGCACCGGGUUUAAUGUUGUCUUGGAUACAAUUCCUUCACUGAUGAAUGCCCUGAGAAUGGUAUGGCUUAUCUCACGGCAUUACAACAAGGAUGAACGGAUGGUACCCCUUAUGGAACGAAUUGCCUGGGAAAUUUCAACAAGAGUGUACAAAGUUGUGGAUUUACACACACUGUUUAAAGAAGAUAGAGCUGCUGCAAAAAAGAAAAUAGCAGAAGCCAAAAGCACUCUUGAAGAAUGGAAGAAAUGUUACUUUGUUGUUCGUGCCCAAAUUGAAGCAUCAGGAAGAGAGCAACACUGGGAAUUUGACCGAAAAUGUUUAUUUGAAAAAACAGAUUAUAUGACUUCAGUCUGUCAAGAUCUGUAUGAUAUUUUGCAGGUUAUUGAAGAGUUUUACAAUAUAUUUGGUCCUGAACUGAAAGCUGUCACAGGGGAUCCAAAACGUGUUGAUGAUCUACUGAGAGGAGUAAAUGGACUAAUUAGUCCUAUGGAAGAACUGACUUUUGACCCUUUUAGCAUCAAAAGUGCACAUGACUGGAAAUUAAUUAUGGAAGAAUUUAGAGAAGAAGUUUCAGUUAUUGAAGAAGAGACCAAAAACUUUAUUGAUGAAUCUUUUAAGACCCUUCGAUCAGCAGAAGCUGCAUUGGACAUGCUGUUAAACUUCAAACACAUCCGCUCUCGAGAAACAAUUAAUAAGCAGAUGAUGAUGAAGUUCAAUGAUAUUUUGGACCAAUACUGUAAAGAGGUAAAAAAUGUUAAGCAAAUCUUUGUUCAGAACCUCAAGGAUCCACCUUUGUACAAGAAUCAUCCUCCAGUGGCUGGAGCAAUAUACUGGUCCCGAUCUCUUUUCUAUCGGAUCAAACACACUAUUAUUCGAUUUCAAGAAGUAGAGGAGUUGCUUGCUGGUGAACGUGGAAAGGAAGUAAAACAAAUAUAUCUUCAAGUGGCCAAGAGGAUGAAAGAAUACGAAGACCAAAAAUAUAAUCAGUGGAGAGAUGGGACAGAACAGAUGCUCCCACUGUUGCUGAAAAAUACUUUGCUGACUGUCAUCACUGGUGGGGCUGCAACCCAUGUUAAUCCAGAGACUUUUGAGCAGAGCUCUGUAACAGAGGAGCCUGUCACCACAAAGAAAAAUGUUCGCUUCAUAGUGAAUUUUUCUCCCAUACUCCAAGAGAUUAUCAUUGAAACAAAGUACAUGGAACAACUAGGGUUUCCAGUCCCAGAAAUAGCAAGAUAUGUGGCAUUACAGGAAGAAAAAUAUCUUAGGUAUACAAAUAGAUUGAAAAACAUGCUGGAUCACUAUCACAAAUUAAUGGGAACACUGAAUGAAGCAGAAACCAAACUUCUUGAUGACCAUAUUCAAGAACUGUGGAGAGUAUUCAAAUCAGGGCACAGAAGACUUAAUUGGAACUCCUUAGGUAUUGGUGACUUUAUUGUCCGAUGUAUGCGAGCCAUCAGAAAGUUUGAAUCACUUGUCCAUCAGAUUCAUAAUCAUUCUGAAGACAUAAGCAACAAACUUCUGUUCAUAGAAUCAACAAAUCUCUUUAAGUUUCCGCUUUCAAAAAAUGGUGAUGAGCUUCCUGAAGCGAAAGAAUUUUUUGAGUAUGUUAAGUGUGAAAGAGCAAAAGAUGUGGCACACAUGGUUAGAAAGUAUUCUGCAAUUCCACAAUUGCUAAUAAAAGUGGAAGGACGAGUUGCCAAUACAAACAGUGGCAAAUCUCCAAAAUUAACUUCCUAUUAUGCAUACUGGGAAAAUAGAAUUUAUCAGGUGUUGACACAGUUAAUUGUGAAGAAUUUGCAGGCUUUUAAUGCAGCUGUUCUUGCAAAUGUGCCACUGUUCCAAACAGAAGCUAUUUUAUCUAUUCCUGAGAUAAUCUUGCAACCUAAUGCAAGUGAGAUUGACAAGAUGACUGUACAAUGUAUCCGAGACUGUGUUGAGGUCACUAAGCAUUUUGUACGAUGGAUGCAUGGUACAUGUCUUGAAUGCCCUCCUCAGCAUGUUGACGAAGACGAAUCAGCUUUCAGCUUUUACAGUGAUGUCUCCCAGAACCCUCUGAUAAUUGAACAGGCUGUUCUCAUCACUCAGAAUGUCCACAAACUCAUGGCUUCUCUCAGUAAGUAUUCAAACCAAUGGAAGAGGUACCACCUGCUGUGGAAAUUAGACAAAGGCACAGUCAUGGAGAGGUUAGCUGCAGAAAAGCCUACCUGUAUCACCUUUGAUGAAGAGUUGCAGUUCUAUAUGAAGGUAGCUCAAGAAGUGACUCAACAGCCCUUGAUUAAAGAUGAGCAAUUUAUCAGGCUUCAGCUGUCUCCUUUAGCCUACACGGUGCAGGAGAAUGCUAAAGGCUGGGUGAUUUCACUUGGAAAGUUGCUUAAUGAGUCUGCAAGAGAGGAACUCUUCAGUCUUCAGGAGGAGAUUCAGAGAUUAUCACAGAGUCUUAAGAGACCUCCUGAUUCCCUGGAAGAUCUCAAAAUUGUCCUUGGCACAAUUGCGGAGAUCAAAGGCAUGUCCUUCAAGGUGGAACUGAAAUACUUGGACAUCUGGGAGAGAUACCGAACUCUUGCAAUGUACAAUAUUCCAGUAGCUAAAGAAGAGCAAGAGAUGGCUGACAAGAUUAGGGAAAAGUGGGAGACUCUCUUCUUUGAAGCAUCAGAAGUUGAUUGCAACCUUGGAGGCAUAAAAAGAACAUUCACAAAGAUUACACAGCAACAAAUUGGGGACUACAGCAAAGAGAUAGAAGAUUUCUUCCAUAAAUUCAUGACUGAGGGGCCUGGUGCUGUUGGGGAAAAUCUUGAUAAAGGAUUGGAACUCAUGGCCAUUUUUGAAAAAGAAGUGGAAAAACUGGAAAAAAAUCGUCAGGAACUGGGCAGUGUUGAGAAACUUUUUGACUUGCCAGUUACAGUGUACCCUGACUUAAUGAAAGCACAGAAUGAUAUGAAAAAUCUAAAGCAGAUCUAUGAAAUUUAUGAAUUACAAAGAGCAGCUAAAAAGGAAUGGUCUCAGACACUCUGGAUAAACCUCAAUGUCCAGCUUCUUCAGGAAGGAAUCGAAGGAUAUCUUAAAGCCCUUCGAAAGCUGCCCAAACAAGUACGCAAUAUGCCAGUAGCCUUUCACUUGGAAACAGAAAUGAAGGCAUUUCAAGACUCCAUUCCUUUGUUGCUUGAUUUGAAAAAUGAAGCUUUAAGAGAAAGGCAUUGGCAAGACCUUAUGGAGAGAACAGGAACAAGUUUUGAAAUGACAACAGAAACAUUCACUUUGGAGAAAAUGUUUGCUAUGGAACUUCACAGACACUCAGAUGUUAUCAGUGAAAUAGUUGGAACUGCUGUUAAGGAACUUAGCAUUGAGAAGGGUGUGAAGGAAAUAGCAGAAACAUGGGAACACCUGAAAUUCACUGUACAAAUGUACUUCAAAGGCACUGAGAAGCGAGGCUUUAUUCUGGGAUCUGUAGAUGAAAUUUUAGAGAUUCUUGAUGACAACAGUGUCAAUCUUCAGAGUGUUUUGAGCAGUCGAUUUGUGGGUCCUUUCCUUUCAACUGUUCACCACUGGGAAAAAACUCUGUCAUUGAUUGGUGAAGUAAUUGAGAUCUGGAUGGUGGUUCAGAGAAAAUGGAUGUACCUGGAGAGCAUCUUUAUUGGUGGAGAUAUCAGAUCACAGCUUCCAGAGGAAGCCAAAAUAUUUGACAGCGUAGACAGGAUGUUUAAAAAGAUAAUGGAUGAAACUGUAAAAGAACCAACAAUAAAAAAAUCCUGUGAAGCCCCAAAUCGUCUGUCAGACCUCCAUCAUAUAAAUGAUGUGCUGGAGAAAUGUCAGAAAAGCUUGAAUGAUUAUUUGGAUUCCAAGCGAAAUGCUUUCCCAAGAUUUUUCUUUAUAUCUGAUGAGGAGUUGCUUAGUAUCCUUGGCAGCAGUAACCCACUUUGUGUCCAGGAACACAUGAUAAAGAUGUAUGAUAACGUAGCCUCCUUGAGGUUUCAGGACGGUGAUAGUGAUGUGAAAAUUGCAACAGCCAUGAUUUCAGCUGAGGGGGAGGUGAUGGAGUUCCGGCAGGCUGUAGCUGCAGAAGGCAGAGUGGAGAACUGGAUGACAGCAGUGCUAGCAGAAAUGAGACGAACGAACAGACUCCUUACUAAGGAAGCUAUUUUUCGAUACUGUGAAGAUAGAAGCAGAGUUGAUUGGAUGUUACUCUAUCAAGGCAUGAUGGUGCUGGCUGCUAAUCAGGUGUGGUGGACUUGGGAGGUAGAGGAUGUCUUUCGGAAAGUGAAGAAGGGAGAAAAACAGGCAAUGAAACUUUAUGCUAAAAAAAUGCAUAAGCAAAUUGAUGACCUCGUUACCCGCAUUACAAUGCCUUUGAGCAAAAAUGACAGGAAAAAAUACAACACUGUUCUCAUUAUUGAUGUUCAUGCCAGAGACAUUGUUGAUACAUUCGUAAGAGACAGCAUUCUGCAGGCUCAGGAGUUUGAAUGGGAAAGCCAGCUGCGUUUUUACUGGGACCGAGAGCCAGAUGAACUGAAUGUGCGGCAGUGCACAGGCACAUUUUCAUAUGGUUAUGAGUAUAUGGGUUUGAAUGGACGUCUUGUGAUCACCCCGCUUACAGAUCGUAUUUAUCUUACACUCACACAGGCUUUAUCAAUGUUUUUGGGAGGAGCACCAGCAGGGCCAGCAGGUACAGGGAAAACGGAAACAACCAAGGAUCUGGCCAAAGCACUGGGCUUGCUGUGUGUAGUGACAAACUGUGGAGAAGGCAUGGAUUUCAAAGCAGUUGGUAAAAUUUUCUCUGGUCUCGCCCAGUGUGGAGCAUGGGGAUGCUUUGAUGAAUUCAAUCGUAUCGAUGCUUCUGUGCUUUCAGUCAUUUCUUCUCAGAUUCAAACUAUUCGAAAUGCUUUAAUGAAUCAGUUGAAAACAUUUCAGUUUGAAGGACAGGAAAUUACCCUUGAUAGCCGUAUGGGCAUUUUUAUUACGAUGAAUCCUGGUUAUGCUGGUCGGACUGAGCUCCCUGAGUCUGUCAAAGCUUUGUUCAGGCCUGUGGUUGUAAUUGUACCAGAUCUUCAGCAAAUCUGUGAAAUCAUGCUCUUUUCUGAAGGGUUCCUUAUGGCAAAGAUUCUUGCCAAAAAGAUGACAGUGCUAUACAAGCUGGCAAAGGAACAGCUUUCUAAACAACAUCAUUAUGAUUUUGGACUGCGGGCCCUUAAGUCAGUGUUGGUGAUGGCUGGAGAACUGAAAAGAGGAUCAGCAGACCUCAGUGAGGAAGUUGUACUGAUGAGAGCUCUACGAGACAUGAAUCUUCCUAAAUUUGUGUUUGAAGAUGUACCUCUCUUCCUUGGCUUAAUCUCUGACCUGUUUCCUGGCCUGGAUUGCCCUCGUGUCCACUACCCUAACUUUAAUGAUGCUGUAGAACAAGUGCUGGAAGAAGGGGGUUAUAUUGUUUUACCAGUCCAGGUGGAUAAAGUAGUUCAGAUGUAUGAGACAAUGUUAACUCGUCACACUACAAUGGUAGUUGGACCUACUGGAGGUGGCAAGUCAGUUGUCAUUAAUGCUUUGUGCCAGGCCCAAAAUAAGCUGGGAUUAUUGACAAAGCUUUACACACUGAACCCUAAAGCUAUGAGUGUGAUUGAGCUUUAUGGGAUCCUUGACCCUACCACACGAGACUGGACAGAUGGAGUCCUGUCAAACAUUUUUCGGGACAUCAACAGGCCUACUGACAAGAAAGAGCGAAGGUACAUUCUGUUUGAUGGAGAUGUGGAUGCUCUCUGGGUUGAAAACAUGAAUUCUGUCAUGGAUGACAACAAGUUAUUGACCCUGGCAAAUGGGGAGCGGAUUAGACUUCAGUCGCACUGUGCUUUGUUGUUUGAGGUUGGUGACUUACAGUAUGCAUCUCCUGCCACGGUAUCCCGCUGUGGAAUGGUCUUUGUAGAUCCUAAAAAUCUGAAAUAUAAGCCCUACUGGCAGAAGUGGGUCCAAGAAAGAGGAAAUGAGCAAGAGAGAAUUGAAUUGAAUCGUCUCUUUCAAAAAUAUGUGCCCUGCCUUAUUGAUAUGAUUGUAGAGGGAAUUGUGAAUGGCAGACAUGGAGAAAGGCUGAAGACCAUUGUUCCUCAAACAGAUUUAAAUAUGGUGGUGCAGUUGACUGUGAUGUUGGAAGCUCUAGUUGUGGUACAGCCUGAUGAUCCUGAUGUUCUGGAGUGUUUCUUCUUGGAAGCUUUGUAUUCCUCCUUAGGUGCUGCUCUUCUUGAAGCUGGGAGAAUUAAAUUUGAUGAAAAUGUUAAACGUCUUUCCUGCAUGUCUACUGUUCAUGAUGACAACAUCCUGGCUAAGCCAGGGGAGCUGCCAGGUCAGCUGCCAACUUUGUAUGACUUUCAUUUUGAUGGAUUUCAAAAAAAGUGGGUACCUUGGAUGAAACUUGUUCCUGAAUAUAUCCAUAAGCCUCAAGUGAAAUUUCUUGACAUUUUAGUGCCUACAGUGGAUACAACACGCACUACUUGGUUGCUAGAACAGAUGGUAAAAAUAAAACGCCCAGUUGUUCUUGUAGGUGAAUCGGGUACAUCUAAAACAGCAACUACACAAAACUUCCUAAACAAUCUGAACAAAGAGCUUAAUCUGCUGCUAGUGAUUAACUUUUCUUCUCGUACAACAUCAAUGGACAUUCAGAGAAACCUAGAGACAAAUGUAGAGAAACGAACUAAAGACACUUAUGGCCCUCCUAUGGGAAAACGUCUGAUUGUUUUCAUGGAUGAUAUGAAUAUGCCAAGGGUUGAUGAGUAUGGCACACAGCAACCCAUUGCCCUGUUGAAGCUGCUGCUAGAAAAAGGUUUCUUGUACAACCGUGGUAAGGAGAUGAACUGUAAACUUCUUCGAGACCUGGAUUUUAUUGCUGCCAUGGGGAAAGCUGGAGGAGGUCGGAAUGAAGUUGACCCUAGGUUCAUCUCACUCUUCAGUGUUUUUAACAUACCUUUUCCUUCUGAGCAAUCACUGAAUUUGAUCUAUGCCUCCAUCCUGAAAGGCCACACUGCGAUGUUUAAUGAGUCUAUAUCAACCAUCUCUGACAAGAUUACUGUGUGUACUUUGGAGCUUUAUAAAAGGAUUAUUUGUGACCUACCCCCUACUCCUUCCAAGUUCCAUUACAUUUUUAACCUGCGGGAUCUUUCCAGGGUCUAUAAUGGACUUGUUCUUACAACUCCAGAGAGGUUUCAAACAGUGACCCAGAUGGUGAGAGUUUGGAGAAAUGAGUGCCUGAGGGUUUUCCAUGACAGGCUGAUUAAUGAAGCAGACAAAGCAUUGGUACAAGGUCAUAUAAAAAACCUGAUUGAAGAGAAUUUCAGAGAUGACUUGGAGCAGGCCAUGAGGGAUCCUAUUCUUUUUGGAGAUUUCAGAAUGGCACUGAGUGAAGGAGAACCUCGUAUUUAUGAAGAUAUCCAAGACUAUGAUGCAGCAAAAGCUCUCUUUCAGGAGAUUUUGGAGGAAUAUAAUGAAGUUAAUACUAAAAUGAACCUGGUUCUUUUUGAUGAUGCUUUGGAGCACUUAAUCCAUGUACAUCGCAUCAUACGGAUGGAUCAUGGGCAUGCCCUGCUUGUAGGAGUGGGAGGGUCAGGAAAACAGUCUCUAACGAGACUGGCUGCCUAUACAGCUAGAUAUGAGGUAUUUGAGAUCAUCUUGAGUCGAGGAUACGGAGAAAAUAAUUUCCGAGAAGAUUUGAAGAAUUUGUACCUGAAGCUGGGUAUUGAGAACAAGUCAAUGGUCUUCUUGUUUACAGAUGCCCAUGUAGCAGAAGAGAGUUUCCUCGAACUCAUCAACAACAUGUUAACUUCAGGAAUGGUGCCAGCCCUUUUUCCAGAUGAUGAAAAAGACACCAUACUAAGUCAGAUCGGAGAUGAAGCUACUAAAGCUGGCAUGAACCCAGCUAAAGAGAGUGUCUGGCAAUAUUUUGUAAACAAAUGUGCAAGCAACCUUCACAUUGUCCUGGGAAUGUCCCCAGUUGGGGAAAGUCUGAGAACGUGGUGCAGAAAUUUCCCAGGUCUUGUCAACAACACUGGUAUUGACUGGUUCUUGCCCUGGCCCCCCCAGGCCUUGUAUGCAGUUGCACAAUCCUUUGUUGGAAAUAGCACACGCAUCCCAUCAGAGAGCUCCAAGUCAGUGAUUGAGCACAUGGUCAUGGUGCAUGAAUCUGUAGGGGAUUUCAGCAAGAGAUUUCUGCAGAAACUGAGACGUAGAAACCAUGUUACACCAAAGAAUUACCUUGAUUUUAUCCAUACUUACUCAAAAUUGCUGGAGGAGAAAAACGAGUUCAUUUUAGCACAAUGUAAACGGUUGGAUGGGGGCUUAGUUAAACUGAAGGAAGCUAGUAUACAGCUGGUUGAGCUGAACAAGAAACUUGCUGAGCAAAAGGUUGUGCUAGCAGAAAAAUCAGCUGCUUGUGAGGCUUUGUUACAAGAGAUUUCAGCAAACACAGAAGUAGCUGAGGAGAAGAAAAAACUGGCUGAAGAAAAAGCUGUGGAGAUACAGGAACAGAAUAAGAUUAUUGCUACGGAGAAGGCAGCUGCUGAGACAGCUUUGGCUGAAGUCAUGCCUAUUUUAGAAGCUGCCAAACUGGAGCUUCAGAAGCUUGACAAGUCUGAUGUUACUGAGAUCAGAUCCUUUGCAAAACCCCCUAAGCAGGUGCAGGCUGUUUUGGAAUGUGUUCUUAUAAUGAGAGGUUACAAAGAAUUAAACUGGAAGACAGCCAAAGGAAUGAUGUCUGAGGCAAAUUUCCUGCGAUCCCUGAUGGAGAUAGAUUUUGAUGGAAUUACUCAGAGCCAAGUGAAGUCUGUCCGAGCUCUGUUAAAGAAUCUUAAUACUACCAUGAAUGAAAUGGAACUUGUUAGCAGAGCAGGACUGGGAAUGUUAAAGUUUGUUGAAGCAGUGAUGAGCUACUGUGAUGUAGUUAAAGAAGUCAAGCCGAAGAGAGAAAAGGUGGCUAGGCUAGAACGGAACUAUUACUUAAGUAAGCGGGAACUGGAAAAGAUAAAGGCUGAGUUGGCUACCAUUCAGGAUGAGCUUAAAGCUUUGGGGAACAAAUAUCAAGAGGCAAUAAAAGAAAAGCAACAGUUACAAGAAGAAGCAGAGAUUAUGCAGAGAAGAUUAGAUGCUGCUGACAAGCUCAUCUUUGGCUUGAGAUCUGAGAAUAAGAGGUGGACAAAGGAAUUAGAGGACUAUGAAAUACGAAAGGUGAAGUUGCUUGGAGACUGUCUACUCUGUGCUGCCUUUCUGAGCUACGAAGGAGCGUUCAACUGGGAGUUUCGUAAUGAAAUGAUUUAUCAAGUGUGGCAAGAAGAUAUCCUCUCACGAAAGAUUCCUCUCAGUCAACCAUUUAGGUUAGAAAGCCUCCUGACCAAUGAGGUGGAGGUUAGCAGGUGGGUUUCCCAAGGAUUGCCUCCAGAUGAGCUCUCUAUCCAGAAUGGCAUCCUGACAACAUAUGCGAGCCGCUUCCCACUCUGUAUUGACCCACAACAACAGGCAUUACAUUGGAUUAAGAAGAAGGAAGAAAAAAAUAACCUGAGGGUGGCUUCCUUUAAUGACCCAGAUUUCCUCAAACAACUAGAACUGGCCAUAAAGUAUGGAAGCCCUUUCUUGUUGCAUGGUGUUGAUGAAUACAUUGAUCCUGUGAUAGACAAUGUCUUAGAGAAGAAUAUCAAAGUUGCACAGGGGCGAACAUUCAUUGUCCUGGGUGACAAAGAGGUUGACUAUGACAAUAAUUUUAGAUUGUACCUGAACACCAAAUUGUCGAACCCAAAGUAUUCUCCCUCUGUGUUUGGCAAAGCUAUGGUUAUCAAUUACACAGUUACACUAAAGGGCCUAGAGGAUCAGUUGCUCAGCGUCAUUAUGGGUUUUGAAAGAAGGGAACUGGAAGAACAGAGAGAACAUCUCAUCCAGGAGACAAGUGACAACAAAAACUUGCUGAAAGAUCUGGAAGACUCUCUCCUUCGGGAACUGACAUCUUCCACAGGAAACAUGUUGGACAACUUGGACUUGGUGCAAACCCUGGAAGAGACAAAAUCCAAAGCUACUGAGGUGAUUGAAAAACUGAAUCUGGCUGAGAUGACAGCGGUGGAUAUUGAUCACCUUCGAGAUGGCUACAGACCAGCUGCCAGGAGGGGGGCCAUUUUAUUCUCCGUUUUGUCUGAAAUGGCACUUGUCAACUUCAUGUAUCAGUACUCACUGGUCUCCUUCUUAGAGGUUUUUGGACUCUCUCUUCGGAAAUCCAUGCCUAGUCCUAUUCUUCUGAAGAGGUUAAAAAACAUCAUGGAUACACUGACUUUCAACACCUAUAACUAUGGCUGCACAGGCUUGUUUGAGAAGCAUAAGUUACUAUUCUCCUUUAAUAUGACUGUCAGGAUAGAACAAGCUGAUGGCAGAGUUCCACAAGAAGAACUCGAGUUCUUUCUGAAAGGCAAUAUUUCCCUGGAGAAGAGUGCACGAAAGAAACCGUAUGCUUGGCUUCCAGAUCAAGGCUGGGAAGACCUAAUUCGCUUGUCUGAACUAUUUCCUGAGAAAUUUGAAUCUCUUCCAGAUGAUGUGGAAAAAAAUCCAGAUGUAUGGAAAAAUUGGUAUGAUACAGACGCUCUGGAGCAGAUGCCAUUCCCCAUGCAGUACCAGAACAAUCUCACGAACUUUCAGAAGCUCCUACUUUUACGGUGUUUCCGGGUGGACCGGCUAUAUCGGGCAGUAACAGACUAUGUUACUCUGACAAUGAGUGAGAAGUAUGUGCAGCCCCCUGUGAUCAGCUUUGAAGCUAUCUUUGAGCAGAGCAGUCCUUACUCACCAGUUGUUUUUAUCUUAAGUCCUGGUUCUGAUCCUGUCAGUGACCUCAUGAAACUGGCCGAGAGGACAGGCUUUGGAGGGGAUAGACUCAAAUUCCUAGCCAUGGGACAAGGCCAAGAAAAGAUUGCUUUGCAGAUGCUGGAGAAUGUAGUGGUUUGUGGAGAGUGGCUAAUGUUGCAGAACUGUCACCUUUUGGUGAAGUGGCUUAUCAAUUUGGAAAAGGCCCUGGAGAAAAUUACAAAGCCUCACCCAGACUUUCGCCUCUGGCUGACUACUGACCCGACCAAGGGCUUCCCAAUUGGAAUACUGCAGAAGUCGUUAAAGGUUGUGACAGAACCACCUAAUGGUCUGAAACUGAAUAUGAGAGCCACCUACUUCAAAAUUCCCCAAGAAGCCUUAGAGCAGUGCCCACAUCCUGCCUUUAAAUCCUUAGUCUAUGUCUUGGCAUUUUUCCAUGCUGUGGUUCAGGAGAGAAGGAAGUUUGGGAAGGUUGGCUGGAACAUACCAUAUGAUUUUAAUGAAUCUGAUUUCCAGGUCUGCAUGGAAAUUCUUAACACAUAUUUGACAAAAGCUUUCCAACAAAAUGAUGAUAAAAUCCCAUGGAGCAGUCUCAAAUAUCUUAUUGGUGAGGUCAUGUAUGGUGGGCGCGCCAUUGACAGCUUUGAUCGUCGCAUUCUGACCGUCUAUAUGGAUGAGUACCUUGGUGAUUUCAUAUUUGACACAUUCCAAACGUUUCAUUUUUAUAAAAACAACAAGGUUGAUUAUAAAAUUCCACAAGGGACUGUAAAAGAUGACUUUGUUGAGGCAAUAGAAUCUCUGCCGCUUGCUAAUACUCCAGAGGUAUUUGGUCUUCAUGCAAAUGCUGAGAUUGGGUAUUAUACACAGGCAGUUCGUGAUAUAUGGUCUCGUCUUCUUGAGCUGCAGCCACAAACGGGUGAAACUGGUACAAGAAUUAGUCGAGAUGAAUACAUCGCAAAUGUUGCUAAGGAUAUAGAAAACAAAAUACCGCAAGUAUUUGAUCUUGACCAGAUACGGAAGGGUUUUGGACCAGACAUAACCCCUACAACUGUGGUGCUGUUGCAGGAACUGGAACGCUUUAAUAAGCUGAUCAUUCGAAUGGCAAAGUCAUUGGCUGAACUGCAGCGUGCCUUGGCUGGGGAAGUUGGAAUGAGCACCGAACUGGAUGAUGUGGCUCGUGCUCUCUUUAACGGACAGAUUCCUGGAAUCUGGCGGCGGCUGGCCCCCGACACACUCAAAACACUUGGAAAUUGGAUUAUUUUCUUUAGAGCUCGGUAUAACCAGUACACCAGCUGGGUUAACGAGUGCGAGCCAAAGGUGAUGUGGCUCUCAGGCCUGCAUGUUCCAGAAGCUUACCUGACAGCUCUUGUUCAAGCCACCUGCAGGAGAAACAAGUGGCCCCUGGAUCACUCCACCCUCUACACCGAGGUAACCAAGUACAGGACUGCAGAAGAGAUCACCGAAGGGUCUAUUCAAGGCUGCUUUGUUUCUGGUCUGUUUCUGGAAGGAGCAGACUGGGAUGUAGAGCACAGCUGUCUUACCAAAAGCCAGCCCAGAGUCCUGGUGGUGGAGUUGCCCAUUGUGAAGAUAAUCCCCAUUGAAGCGCGCAGGCUCAAACUCCAGAAUACCCUCCGGACGCCUGUGUACACAACCUCCCAAAGAAGGAAUGCAAUGGGCGUUGGCCUUGUUUUUGAAGCUGAUCUUUACACCACAAAGCACAUUUCCCAUUGGGUCCUUCAAGGCGUUUGUCUCACCUUGAAUGCAGACUGACACUCUAGAGUUGGCAACCCUUUGGGGAGGUGGGGGGGGGGGGGGGGGGGGGGGGGGGGAAGUCAAACUAGGCAGAAAUUCAGCACCACAGGUGGGGUAGUGUUCACUUACGCACACCUGACUUUAAAUAGUAUGAUAUAACCAAGCUAGUACUGUCAUCAAUAAACACAUUUGAAGAG
Molecule: messenger RNA, 14084 nt
Organism: Aquila chrysaetos chrysaetos
Lineage: Eukaryota; Metazoa; Chordata; Aves; Accipitriformes; Accipitridae
Gene: DNAH10
Product: dynein axonemal heavy chain 10
Biological process (GO): microtubule-based movement
Cellular component (GO): dynein complex
Molecular function (GO): ATP binding; dynein light intermediate chain binding; minus-end-directed microtubule motor activity
Source: RefSeq, a predicted model, not a curated record